Molecule: messenger RNA, 564 nt
Organism: Microthlaspi erraticum
Lineage: Eukaryota; Viridiplantae; Streptophyta; Magnoliopsida; Brassicales; Brassicaceae
Source: the annotation of a GenBank genome assembly
AUGGCAUCCUCUCACCCUUCUCUUUGGAUUCGUUGGGUGAAGACAUACCUCAUCCAAAAAGAUUUCUUCUGGUCCGUAAAGGAAAACACAAGCUUGGGUUCUUGGGUCUGGAGGAAGCUGCUCAAAUACAGAGACAAGGCAAAGCAGUUCUACAAAGUUGAGGUGAACAAUGGUCGAAAUACAUCAUUCAGGUUUGAUGUUUGGUCUCCGAUGGGGUUCUUAUUUGAUAUUACGGGAUCACGUGGGUUUAUUGACAUGGGUUUACCCAUAACUGCUACGGUGUCAGAGGCUCUCUCUAGCCGUCGAAGACGUAACCACCGUACUGAGCACUUGCGAAUGAUCGAGAACCUGCUGAAUACAUAUCGGAAUCGGGCUGACCAUGAAAGAGAAGACAUAUCUCUAUGGAAACAUUCGGAAAAUGUAUACAAGCCCCUGGAGAGUUCAAAGAAGACAUGGCUGCAAUUGAGAUUGACUGGACCUAUACGUAGUUGGUACAGGGGAGUUUGGUUCACUCACUCAACACCUAAAUUUUCGUUCUUUGCUUGGUUAGUGGUUCACAAUUGA